Pseudovirgaria hyperparasitica is the source of this 927-nucleotide messenger RNA. RefSeq lists its product as uncharacterized. The transcript is spliced from 3 exons. The coding region runs from base 7 to 495 and encodes 162 amino acids. Lineage: Eukaryota; Fungi; Ascomycota; Dothideomycetes; Acrospermales; Acrospermaceae. The record is from RefSeq and is a predicted model, not a curated record.
CACCGCAUGCCUGGGCCACCACCAGCCAAGAUAGCUGGGCCUCCCAGUGUCGUAGGACUGGAAGGCAUGCCGGAUCCUGCGCCACGUGCACGCGGUCCGAAACUGAAGUUCACGCCUGAGAACGACCAGUUGCUCGUGGAUCUUAAGGAGAAGAAGAUCUUAACAUGGAAGCAAAUUGCAGACUUCUUUCCAGGGCGCAGUAGCGGCACGUUACAAGUACGGUACUGCACGAAGCUGAAGGCGAAGACCACAGUUUGGAACGACGAAUUGCAGGUGCAGAAACUUCGGACGGCAAUGUCGGAGUACGAAAACGACACGUGGAGAAUAAUCGCGACCAAGGUUGGGAACGGUUUCUCCCCAGCCUCAUGCAAAGACAAGGCCUCGAAGCUCUUGGAGCUAGAAGGCUUGGAUGAACCGCAAGCAGACGACGAGGAGGACCAAGCAGAAGAGCAGGACGAACCAGAAGAAUACGGAGCCAUCGAAAUACGAACAUGAAUGCAGAAACGUCAUGCACAGACAAAUCACACCAGGAGCCCGAGAAGCACCUGUUGCGCCCGACCCUGGUUAUUGCUGGCCAGAACCCCUAACACACACUCAUAUCCCCAACGUCAAACUACCUAAACUGUCAUUUCCCUUUUGACGUCAACUUGUGAUUAUUUGCUCUUCCUUGUCGCUGAACCCGCGGAAAGGACUUGAACGUUCUCGCCACGCAUAAGGAACAGGGAUAGGCCGCAGACAUGUAGACAGUUGUGCGCAGCAGCUGGUAGCUUCGGACGAACUCAAUCGCCUAUUGAUUUCGAUGCCGCAGCAUCUUUCAGGGCGAUAUUGUUGUUCGCAGGAUCGUUCGUGUCUCACAACGACAGCACACAUAAAUACACUGCACUGGUUGUGGUCCGGCCUAUUUUUCUUCCUAGUACUAAAAACAGC